GAAUGGAUUGCAGGUACACAUAUACAUGAGGAAUAAGUAUUUUUUCUCAAAAUUGCUGUUUUUAGGAACAUGAAAAUACACUGGACUCUUGAGUGCAUGUUUACCAUUAUAAUAUACAGUUGUAUGCAAAUGUUUGGAUACCCCUGAGCAAGAUCCGUAUUUUGUUGAUUUUUUAAGUGAAAAUAAGUAAUUACAACCCCUGCAGUAAAGGGUAAUUUCAAAUUUAGGAUUCCUUCAAAUGCUUCUGCACUUUUUGUCAUAGUUAAAAAUAGAAAAAAAUACCAGUAAUUGUGGCAUGUGAAAAAGAUUCAUUAAAAGCCUUAUUAGGACUUGUAAAAAAGGGUCAAUAGUUGCUAUUCGGUAAUGUCAGUUCAUGUCAAUUAAUUCCAAAUGUCCUGCAACAUGUAACAGAGUUAAAAAUGUAGUGUAUGGUUUUAUAUGAUUUUCGCCAAAAUGAAACUGCCUUGUUUACAAGUGUGAAUGGGAGCCACCUUUGGCCAUAUGGUGUACUGCAGAUCUGCUGCGCAAAGUCCAGUGCUGCUUCCCUACCCGAUCAGAGAAGCCUAUGCUUUUGAUCGGGUAGGUUGACUGUACAAAGAACUGUACCUGGUAUGUUCCCGACUAGCUGUAAACUCCGCUAGCCACGUCCAUGCUUUAAAUGUACUGUUCGAUAUAGCAUGCAUGGAUUUAACUGUUUAGUUAAACAUGCAUUGAAAGUAUUAUUACGUAUUAAGUAUUAUUAUUAUGACAGCGAAUGUUUGCGAGUUUUACUGAACGUUAAUUAGCUGUGGUUCCAUGUGUUCAGACAUUCUGUCUGGCGCCUUGCUGGCUAGCAAGCGCUGAUAGUGUACAAUGGGAUAUUGACGUAGAUGUUGCCUAUAUGUAACGCGAUGCAUUCUUUAUAUUUUGCUUGUGCAGAUGCUUUAUGUUCACACCAAAGUCUGAAGGCAAUGUUUUGAUUUAUUUUCUAAAGGAAAAUAAAAGAAAGAAAGUUCAACAGUUUCGCCUCCGUCUCCCCGUUGCUUGACCAUCGUUACACUGGUGCCGUGACCUUGUGAUCCCAGAUCAGCUUGAUGCAGAUCGUCGCGCCGAGGGAGCUGCGUUGACAUCUAGGAACGCUGUCUGUGCUACAUUUUUGUUUAUGGUCAGGUACUCUGGGCUGUCAAUAAAUGAGGAUUCUGAGUGAACUGUUUUAAUAACAAUUCAGGGCAAAACUAGGUUUUAUGCAAUUUUUUUUUCCUCUUCUCUCAUUCCUGUUUUUGUGGUAAAAUGGCUAGUAAGUUAAAGCCAGAUGAUGUGUCUGACAUUAGCCAGUUCUCUUUCGGGAGUAGAGGUAUGAUAGAGGGUCUGAUAGGAGGUUGUUUAAAGUCGAGGGAGUCUGUUGGGAUAGAUGUGGGUGCUUCUCCUGUGUUGCCUGCAGGAAAUAGGGAUUUAAGGUUGGAACAGGACUCAACGGAAUCGCCUAGGCAGAUGUCACGAGAUAUGCCACAUUAUUCAACUCCUUUUGAUGAAAAUGCCACAUUGCAUCAGUUAACUGAUAUGAUCUCACUUUUAGGCUCACAGAUAGGCGAGUCUAUCACAGCCUCUCUUGUUUCUAAUGGCGUCAUUGGUGGGGUUGUUCAGGGUAAUACACCUAUGCGCCAUGCAGGUGAUACACAGUCCAGUCUACACAACACCCAGAACACCCAGCCAAGUGGUAGUGCAAGUACACUUAGUGAGAACACACAAGUUAAUGUUGUUGUACGGUCUGACAAGGAGCCUGUGAUUUUCAGGGGUGAUAAUACAGACAAAUACUCAGUGAAGGAAUGGGUUGAGUUAAUGAAAGCAUACAUCAAGAAACAGAACUUUGACGUUUCAUCACAGGUGGAGGCUGUAAUGGGGAGGUUGAUGGGGAAAGCCAGGGAUGUAGUUAGGGUAGGCCUGAGGAGCGACCCCUCACUUCAGUCUUCAUGCACACCAGAGGUCAUGUAUGGCAUGCUGACACAGUAUUUCAGUAACACAUCCUCAAGCAUGCCCCUCCAAGAUUUUUACUCAACUCUGCCCAACCAGAGAGAGAAUCCCGUUGAUUAUUGGCUACGCCUUAACAAGGCUGCCGAUGUAGCUGAAGAGGGUCUGAAGCGUCAGGGCAGACACACAGAGAAUAUGGGAGGCGAGAUUGCCAAGAUGUUUGUGAACCACUGCCCAGAUCUAGAGUUUGCGUCUGUGUUCAAACAUAAGCAGAUACGUGAAUGGUCAACAAAGAAAGUGCAGGAGAGAAUAGAUGAGUAUCAGCGUGAGCAGGUGUCCUCGGUGAAAGUGCACGUGCUUAAGACUCAUGCAGCUGCACUGAUUUGCCACGAAUCACGCAUGGAGUCCCGCAACACUUCUGACAUGGAAACGUCCUGUCCUAAUGUCUUCUCUCCUCCAGCUAUCUCUUCAGUGGGUGUACUAUCUCUCUCUCCCUCAUCUGUCCUGUCACAGAACCAGCAGCAUUCUCUCUCUCCUAUCUCUCAGAGCCAGCAGUCAUAUGUGCCGCCCCUGCCACAGCAUCGGCAACAACAAACUCUCUCUUCACUGCCACAGUAUCAGAGGGCGUCCCCAUCCUUUGCACCUCAGGGCCAGUUGCCGCUGAAUCAACAGCCAGGCAAUGACGCUAUGCUUGGCGAGAUGAAGAGAGCUGCUGUCUAAUGUGCAGGUUGGACACACAAGGCCCGCAGCGCGCCGAGGUGGCAGACAAUUUCGAGGCCAGCCUCAUGUCCAUGCAACGAGCUGGCAGGUCUGUAAUGAUACAAGCCACACCACCGAGUCACACUGCCGUUGUAACCGUCUCUGCUUUACAUGUUUCAAGCCCGGCCAUACAAGCCCCAGUCAUUCCCCUGCCCGGGGGAACGUACAGGGAAGCUAGUUGGCUUGUGCUUUGAGGGAGGUCGCACAGGCCAUGACAAAAACUCCCACGUUAAUGAUGCAGCUAAGCUGGUUGACAAAGUGAAGAAUUUGGAUAAAUCAGAGACCGUUGUCAUUCAGAAUACUCAAAAACUCAGGAGCAGUGACAGUUUAUUUUAUACUCCUGUUAAAGUUGAAAACAAAGUGACUCUUGGCGCUAUGUUAGAUAGCGGUUCAAUGGCCUGUUCAUUAAGCGCUGAGCCUGUAAAAAGCUGAUUGAUGCUGGUGUUCAUCUGAAUAAUCAAGAGAUGACUGACGUUGUCUUUGUUGAAUGUGGAGGUGUGCGCGUGAAGCCUGAAUCAGUGGUGAACCUUGAGAUGGCAGUGUAUGGAUGCAGAGUGUCAGUGCCCACUUUCGUUGUACAGAAUCAGCAAGAUGAUUUAAUCAUUGGCUCAAAUGUCGUGAGACAUGUAGUUCGUCAGUUCAAAUGUGAUGCAAACUACUGGAAAGCCGUGUCAUCUGAUGAUGAAGUACCAGACAAGGUUGGAACAGUCAGGUGUAACAGAGCUGUCACCCUGCCGGCCGGCAGUGAGUUUCUAGUGUGGGGCAUGCCAAGAUAUCAUCAAAAAUGCCAAGAUAUCUCCCGGUAGCACUGUUUUAACUGAGCCGACGUCAUCUCAUUCCGCGCCCAGAGGCAUUAUGGUUGCCAGAGUCGUAACACCUCUCUGGAGCGACAGGUGGGUCCCUCUCAAGAUUCUUAACAUCUCGGACAGCCCUGUCACGCUGCGGAGGAAUGCCAAGCUCGCCGAUGUCUACACUUGUCUAGCGCUGGAGGAUAUGGAAGCCCCUGAGGUCAGUGCCGCUCAACAGGCCACAUCUGUCAGUCCUGCAGGAACAUCUGCGCCGACAGCGAACAUCAAAACUGUGCGGGAGAGACUGGAGCAUGUUGGCCUGAGGGAUCUUGACCUGGAGUCUUGUGACGUGAUGGCAGAGUGGCAAAUAUCAGAAAGCAGUAAUCAGAAAGUCCGCCAGCGAGUUCGCCUCACCUCUCGUCCUGGUGUGGAAGAAAAAUGGUGACUUGAGGGUGUGCACAGACUUCAGAUGGCUCAACAAACGAACACUGAAGUAUGCCCAUCCCCUUCCACACCAAGCUGACUGCAUAGCUGCUCUGGGUGGGAACACGUUCUUCAGCACAAUGGACCUCACGUCCGGGUUUUACAACAUGCCGCUGCAUGAAGACGACCGCAAGUAGCAUUCACAACACCCAUGGGCUUGUACGAGUACAACCGUCUCCCGCAGGGCCUGUGCAACAGCCCAGCCAGUUUCA
Molecule: messenger RNA, 4189 nt
Organism: Clupea harengus (Atlantic herring)
Lineage: Eukaryota; Metazoa; Chordata; Actinopteri; Clupeiformes; Clupeidae
Exons: 2
Coding region: 1270-2667 (465 amino acids)
Source: RefSeq, a predicted model, not a curated record